AUGGUUUACGAUGUGGCCAUUGUUGGCUCAGGCCCCUGCGGCCUGGCUGUGGCAGCUCGGUUGCGAGACGCCACUCCUUCUGCGCUCUUUACCGACGACAAGAAUUCCAGAUACUGGCGGAGAUUCAAUCAGCGCGAGGCGAUUGAAAACGAACAUAAGUCCCAGCGAAGGGCGACUCAGUCGAACCGGAACGACAUGCCUCCCUCUUCCAGAUCGAUCAUUGUGCUUGAUGCUCUUUCCGACGAGUGGAUGUCCGCAUGGCAAGAGAGAUUCCGCAGGUUGCAGAUCGACCACCUUCGAAGUCCGCUGUUCUUCCACCCGGAUCCGAGAGACAGAGAUUCUCUCUUAGCCUUUUCACAUCUCCACUGCCGGACGGACGAGUUGCAAGAAAUCCCCAACGUGGCCGGCAAAGAAAUCAGUAAAGCACCGAGCCAAGAAGAAGCAAACACGCUCCACCUCCGCAUUGACGACCGAGACCGAAUAGACUAUUUCACGCCUUCGGCUGCGCUCUUCCAUGAUUUUUGCGACGACAUUGUGGACAGAUACGGGCUUCGGAGCCUAGUCGUGCGAGCAAAAGUCGAAAAUAUCGAGUACGGCGAUCUGGGCGGGUUGAUUAGCUCCGAAGGAUUUACCUUGACCACCAACCAGGGGGCAAUAUUCUCCAGGAUCGUGGUUCUCGCCGUCGGACCUGGCUGCAAGCCUUGCAUUCCCAUCGACAGCAACCUCCAGCCGGGCGCGGAGCCGGGAAGCGUUUGCCACUGCUUCGACACUGUAGGCGAGCACUGCCUUCCGGAGCAUGUUCUACAGAAGAUCGAUCAAGGACUACCAACCUCGGUCGUGGUGGUUGGGGGUGGCCUUACGAGCGCUCAAAUUACCGAUCUCAUCAUUUGUCGUGGCGUCACCAAUGUGUGGCUGCUUGUCAGGGGAAAUUACAAGUUGAAGCAUUUCGACGUCGACCUUGAAUGGGUGUCGAAGGUGCGCAAUGAGCAAAUGUCGGUUUUCUGGUCGGCUGAUAGUGAUCAAGAGCGCUUCGAGCUGCUCAAGGAAGCUCGAAAUGGGGGCAGUAUAACACCCAAGUUCGACAGGAUUCUUGAAAGGCACAUUGUCAAUGGUCGUCUGGCUAUCAUGACCCACACGUGUAUUGAAAAUGGGAUCUGGUGCGGUGAGAGCCGGACAUGGUCGAUCGAACUGUCGCCAGCAUCAGAGAAGGCCCCGCUGUGUGCUGAUCACAUCAUAUAUGCUACAGGAGCACCUGCGAACAUCAAGAAAGUGUCCUGUAUGCAGCAAAUGCUGGAUGAAUAUCCCGUUGAGUCUAUCAACGGACUACCUAGACUUACCGACGACUUGAUGUGUGGCACAAAGAUGUCGCUUUGUUCUUAA
Messenger RNA from Cladophialophora psammophila CBS 110553, 1380 nucleotides. RefSeq lists its product as uncharacterized. The transcript has 3 exons. NCBI's taxonomy places the organism in Eukaryota, Fungi, Ascomycota, Eurotiomycetes, Chaetothyriales, Herpotrichiellaceae. The coding region runs from base 1 to 1380 and encodes 459 amino acids. The record is from RefSeq and is a predicted model, not a curated record.